AUGAGCGACACUAAUGAGUCUCCAGCCGCUUUAGAGCUUAAGCUAACCGACUUUGUCAUCGAUGAGCAGCCCAGCGCUUUUCUGAAACUUACGAUGAGUCGCCGCAUCAAAGACAAAACGAUCGCAGAGUCCAAGCUCGUCCCGUUCCUAUUCCAACUGCUGCAGUCGACUUCCACCUCAACUUUCAGUGCUUUAAACGCUGAUUCCAUCGUAAAUCGCGUACUAUACGGGACUGGCUCACGUCGUGUCAUUUUGCUGGAAUUUUCGGACAUUGAGGUGGCUCAGAAACUGCGUGAAUUGCUCCAUGAACAGCCUUGUGAGCUGCUUGGCCGACGUCCCAUGUACGUCGAGUUUGCAAUACCAAGAAAAGAGCAAGAAUUUCGUGAUCGGCUCCUGAGAGUGCACCAUGUUCAACGUAAUGCUGAUUCGCCUGAACGACGAGUUCCAGGACUGAGAUUUGAGGCUGAGUUUAUUACUAAAGCACAAGAAGAUGCGUGUCUUGCCUUCUUUGAGAGAGAUAAUGGAGCUCAUUGGGCUCAUACCAUUCGAGCGAGACAAGUGCAGCACUUUGGCUACACGUUUAACUAUGAUACGAGGAGAUGUGACUCUAAUGAGCCGAUGAAAGAACCGAUACCACAAGUGUUGCAAUCGAUAAUUGACAAGAUAGAAGAAUGCAGGAUAAUGGAUGGCGACAAACCUGAUCAGAUUACAGUAAACGAGUAUUUACCGGGACAAGGGAUUGCUUUUCACUUCGACACCCACUCGGCAUUUACGACCACCAUUGCAACAUUGAGCAUCUGUAGUGAAGUUGUUAUGGACUUUCGGCACCCAGAUGGCAUUCAAAAUGAAGGUGUGCUCUUGCCAGCGCGUUCACUAACUGUUAUGAGCGGGGUGAGUCGUUACAUUUGGGAGCAUGCCAUUGUUCCACGCACGUUUGAUGUGAUCGAUGGGAAGCAGGUGGCACGCCAACGGAGACUGAGCAUUACUUUUCGUAAGAUCCGAUCAGGCCCGUGCGAAUGUCCAUACCCAAAGCAUUGCGACACCCCAAUGCGUGAAGGACAGGAUACUAGUAAGCAAGAGGCUGAAGAGGACGCUGAAACUAGCCUGGCACCUACCGUGUUGGAGCAACAGUACGUUCAUAAAUUUUAUGAGACAGUAGCGGCGCACUUUAGCAGCACUCGACAUAGCCCAUGGCCGAGAGUUGCUCACUUCGUAGCAACGCUGCCGAGUGGUUCUGUGAUCGCUGAUAUUGGUUGCGGAAACGGGAAAUAUAUGAACUCACGUCUCGUGAAUAUCUGUCGAGACCGCGGACUUGAAACGAUGGUGUGUGACGCACUAGCAGUUCCGUUGCGCUCGAACUCGUGUGAUGCUGCGCUGUCAAUCGCAGUGCUUCACCAUCUCAGUACUCUUGGUCACCGACUAGCGGCUGUGAAGGAGCUGCUUCGUGUUUUGCGUGUGGGCGGACGUGGAAUCAUUUACGCAUGGGCGCAUGAGCAGAUGACGGGUUCUCGUCGUCGUUUUGAAGAAGGCCGGCAAGACUUCAUGGUGCCUUGGAACUUGGACAAGCGUUUUGCCACUUCCUUUGAAAAAAGCCCGACUGCCGUGAAAUCUGAGCGCAACGGAAAGAGUGACGAUACAUACAAAGAUCCCAUCGAUGUUAGAAAUGGAAUCAUUGGCGAUGACACCGACGAUAAGCCCUCUACGAAAGUGCAAGAACGCGUGGUAGUUCAACGAUAUUGCCACAUGUUCAAGCAAGGUGAACUGGAGAGCCUUGUAGAGCUGUCAGGCAUUGCCAAGGUGGAGACAAGCUACUACGAUGAGUCAAACUGGGCUGUCGUUCUUCGACGUGUCCGUUGA
Molecule: messenger RNA, 1857 nt
Organism: Peronospora farinosa
Lineage: Eukaryota; Oomycota; Peronosporomycetes; Peronosporales; Peronosporaceae
Source: the annotation of a GenBank genome assembly